Molecule: messenger RNA, 2362 nt
Organism: Varanus komodoensis (Komodo dragon)
Lineage: Eukaryota; Metazoa; Chordata; Lepidosauria; Squamata; Varanidae
Gene: NHLRC3
Product: NHL repeat containing 3
Exons: 7
Coding region: 132-1178 (348 amino acids)
Biological process (GO): protein polyubiquitination; negative regulation of translation; proteasome-mediated ubiquitin-dependent protein catabolic process
Molecular function (GO): ubiquitin protein ligase activity; translation repressor activity; protein binding
Source: RefSeq, a predicted model, not a curated record
CCUUGGAAGUUGGAAAGAACUCGAUCUCCCAGGAAGCUUUACGCUAACCUUCUGUCGCUGAGCAUGCGCACUUCACCUGAGUGAGGGGUGUGCAGUGCCCGUUCCCGAGAGCGGGUCCGUGUGCUGCGUUGAUGGGGGUCGGCCGAUGUCUCCGGCUCCGCUUGGUAGCGGGCCUUGGAGGAACUGCUUCGCUCUUGCUGUUAAUCGCUCUGUAUAGGGUAGGGCCUGAGUUGCAGGUAUUGAACCAAUUGACUUUCUAUGCUGUCUGGAGAAUAGAGAAACCACUGUACAAGCUUGAUGUAAAUUGGCCUAAAUUUCCAGAACAAAUAACUGAUCAAACAUUUUGUGUGGCUGUUGAUGACAUCCAUGGAUUAGUUUAUGUGGGACAGAGAGGUGAUGAUAAUGUGCCAAAGGUCAUGGUGUAUGGCGAGGAUGGCUAUUUCUUACAAGCAUGGAAUAUUACUACCAUUGAAAUGCCCCAUGGCAUCUUUGCAUUGAACAUACCCAGUAUGAGUUCAGUGUGGAUCACAGAUGUUGGAACUGGCAAGUAUGGACACACAGUUAAACAGUACAGCCCUGCAGGCCAGCUUCUGCGAAUCAUAGGUACUCCAGGUAAAGCAGGAUCUGGUACAAACCCCCUGCAGUUUGACCAGCCAGCAGACCUUUUUGUUGAGCCUAUGGGAGACAUCUAUAUUGUGGAUGGAGAUGGAGGGCUGAACAACCGCCUAAUCAAAUUGACGCCAGAUUUAAAGACUUUAUGGCUACGUGGUGAAAAUGGUUCUGCCCCUACGCAGUUUAGGAUUCCACACAGCGUAACAGUGGAUUCUGUUGGACGGGUCUGGGUUGCAGACAGAGCCAACUGGAGAAUCCAGGCUUUUGACAAAACAACAGGGGAGUGGUUGGGCACAUGGCGUAGCUGCUUCACAGAAGAUGGCCCUUCUUCUGUCAGGUUAACUCCAGAUGAGAAGUAUAUGAUCGUAGCACAAAUAAAUAUCAGCCGAGUGUUAAUUUUAGCUGCCCCCCCAGUAGGGGCAAUUGGGGACUGUGUUGUGGUGGACACAAUUCAACUUGCCGAUGAAGUCAAACCCCACCUUCUGGAUGUCAGCAUGAAAACUGGAGCAAUAUAUGUGGCAGAGAUUGGGGCCCAGCAAGUCCAGAAGUUUGUGCCUUUAGACUAGCGGUCUUUCAUACUGUGCACCUUCUGGAAAUCUUCUUCUUAUUGCCAGAUUGCUGUUGACUGUGUAACACAGAAAUUAACUUUCUGAACUUGGAGCGCACAUUAGUUUCACUUUCUGUGCAUAUCUCAGGGACUUAAUUUUUGGCAAUUGUUUGUUUCAUUUUAACUGUGUUUAAUUAUAUCAGCAUUGUUUACUCUGACAUGGUUUUCCAUCCCGAUGACUCCACUUCCCCCAAGGAAUACUUGACUAGUUCAUCUCCAUGAGCCAUUUUAUUUUGCCACUUCAUGUUAUCAGAAUUUUGUGCAUGUAUAUAGCUGCUUUUGGCCCAGUUAAGAAGCCUCACUGCUUCACUCCUAUGAAUGGCAAAAACGGACCAGUCUGGUCUGUAUGUAAAGGCAGCAGGAACAACUGUGCUACAGACCUCCUGGCUCUGAUUUUCUCUUGGAACAUCUAUUCUAUUAGAGCACUUAUGAUCUUCUGACAUGGCCCUGCCCCAGGAAGGCCAGCCCAGCUUCCUCAAAAAGCAGGACCUUCUUAGUGGCGGCCUCACUGCUUUGAAACUUUCUUCUCAAGCACAUCAGCCCUUCCCCUGCUGACCUUUUGAGUCUGGUUAAAAUCGGAUCAGGUAUUUUCUAUUAUAUUUUUGUAUGUUUAUAUACCACUGUAUAUGAAUAAUAGUAUUAUUUUAAAAUGUCUGUCUGUCAGGACUAGUCAGCCUCUUGAGAGUUUAGAGAAUGACCAAGAAAUUCAGGUUCACAUUCCACCAAAAGCAAGCUCUCAUGCUGCAACUAUCACAAAUUUGUGGUAGGGAUCUUGUUUGCCACUAUGCAUUUCUGUUCAUUACAUUGUGCUGCUGCGUUACAGAAUCUUAAUUAUUUUUCCUCUAGUUCCAUGGAAUUUUUAUUAUUAAUAAUUUUAAUAAUAUAAUUAUUAUUGCAGCACUAGACACAAUUUGUUUUUUAGAAAUAAUUCUUAUUGCUUUCUUAAAAGAAACAGAAUACAGAAAAGAGAAAAAUGGAAAAGAGAAAUAAGAAUGCCAAGGGAUUUUACACAAAUAUAACAUAUAUAUUCAUAACCUAGCAGAUUCCGCAAAAUUCCUAUCUUUCUGUCAAUCAGUACUUUGUUGAAGCUUGUAAAAAGAUAAUUAUAGUGCUUUAAACCAAUAAAUUUUCCAAUCACUUUGA